Messenger RNA from Prunus dulcis (almond), 1539 nucleotides. RefSeq lists its product as uncharacterized. Bases 1 to 1539 code for a protein of 512 amino acids. Gene Ontology annotation, molecular function: nucleic acid binding; RNA-DNA hybrid ribonuclease activity. NCBI's taxonomy places the organism in Eukaryota, Viridiplantae, Streptophyta, Magnoliopsida, Rosales, Rosaceae. The record is from RefSeq and is a predicted model, not a curated record. The transcript is spliced from 2 exons.
AUGGAGAAGCCGAAGACGACAAAGGACAUUCAAAGCCUUACUGGACGCGUGGCCGCUCUGACCCGUUUCAUAUCAAAAGAUACCGACAAGUGUGUACCAUUCUUUAAAGCCUUGAAAGGGGGCAAACAUCAUAUCGUAUGGACUGCCGAAUGCGAUAAGGCAUUUCAAGACUUAAAGAACUACAUGAGCAAAGCCCCCCUUUUGUCAAAACCACUACCUGGGGAAAUCCUCUACCUAUACCUUUCGGUAUCCAGCACUGCCGUCAGUUCGGUAUUGAUACGAAAACUGGAAAAGGUGGAGUUACCGGUUUUCUAUGUCAGUAAGGCCCUCCAGAGUGCUGAACUUCGGUAUCCCCCAUUGGAGCAGCUUGCGCUAGCUCUCUUUGUCUCGGCACGAAGACUUCGGCCAUACUUUCAGGCUCACGAAAUCAAAUUCGUUUCGAGGCCCGCCGAAAAAGGCCAGGCUAUUGCCGAUUUUAUCUCCGAGCUUACCCCAUCAACAGCACAGUCGACGCCCGAGGCGGUUACCAAGACCGGAUUACCGGUUGAGUUAGACGCCGAACGCUUUGACACCUCAACUCCCGUAUGGGGUUUGCACGUCGAUGGCUCGGCAAACCAGCAAGGAUGGGGAGCAGGCUUGGUACUGACCACACCAGACGGACUCAAGAUCGAGUACGCCCUCCGAUUCGACUUCCGAACCUCCAACAAUGAGGCGGAAUAUGAGGCUCUCUUGGUCGGCCUUCAGUUAGCCAAGAGCAUGAAUGCAAAGCAAAUCCGAACUCACAGCGACUCCCAGCUCAUCGUGAACCAUGUAACGGCAGACUUCGCCGCCAAGGAUGCGUCCAUGUACGCCUACCUCUCAACCGCCCAUCGGCUACUCCAAAGUUUCCAAGCCUACGAGAUCAAACAGAUCCCCAGAAGUGAAAACGGCCAUGCCGAUGCACUUGCGGGCCUUGCUUCGGCGAUAAACGACAAGGUCGGAAGAAAGGUGCAGGUGGAGAUUCUCGCCCAACCAAGCACGGCAGCCUCCGAAACGUGUACCGUAAGGUACGAGGAUACUUGGAUGUCUCAUAUCUACUUAUACUUGACGAACGGCAUCCUUCCUGAAGAUAAGGCCCAAGCCCGAAAGCUUAGAUACCGAUCAGCAAGGUACACUGUCAUCAACGAUGUGCUUUACAAACGUGGCUACACCACCCCAUAUCUCAAGUGCCUUACGACAGAACAGGGGGACUACGUCCUUCGGGAGAUCCAUAAGGGUGUGUGUGGCGACCAUUCCGGGUCCCGAUCCCUCGCCUACAAAGCCUUUCGGCAGGGAUACUUUUGGCCGACCAUGCAUCAGGACGCUAAUUCACUAGUGAAGAGAUGUGAUAAAUGCCAGCGCUUCGGUAACGUCCUGCAUAUCCCUGUCGAACCUCUGACACCGAUUGUAAGCCCUUGGCCUUUCGCACAAUGGGGACUAGACUUGAUCGGUCCAAUGCCGCAAGGCAAGGGGCAGGUAAAAUAUGCAGUGCCUUACGACAGAUCCCAUUGGGAAUCGUGA